CGUGCGUGUCUUUGUCUCCCCGUCCACGUGUGAGCUGUGAGUGUGUGAGUCAGAGUUCGGGUGCUCGUGGGUCUCCCUGGCGGCGCCCAGCGCUCAGCCGAACCUCGCCCCGCCGCGGCGCGCGCCGGCCCCUCGCCGCACUUGGCCGUGUGUCUGUCCGCCGGCGCGUGCGGGGCCUGGAGAGGCACGCUGCAGCCCUGUCUGCCUCCCGCUGCCUGGCUCGCUGGCUCUCUCGCUCGCUCGCUCGCUCGCUCUUGCCUCUGCGCUCCGGCUCAGCCGAAGGGGGCGGGGUGGGGUGCAGGGGCGGGGGGAGGGGAGGCUCCUGCAUUCUUGCGGUCGGGGAGGAAUCUGAGCCAGCGUUACUGGUCUCCAGAAGAGCCCAGCUGCAGCCCCGGGGCCCCGCCAGGCCUCUCGCUGCCCGCCUGGGCCUGCUGGGAUGGGCACGGGCUAGGCCUCGAGCUGGGGGCGGGGCGGGGCGGGGCGGGGCAUGGCCCCCACCCCACCCCGGCCCCCUUGAAGGCUGGGGGCGCCCUGGGGCCUGGCGCCGGGCUAGCAGCCGGGCUUGAGGGGUUCCCCACCUUGGGGGAGGGGCGUGCCAGGGGGCGGGAGUCCCCUAGGGGACCAGGGCAGACCUCCCGGCCGCCCCACACGGGCACCUUGGCAAUUCCGUUUAGUGAAUUCUGCCUCUGCAGCCCGGGGGAUGGGGGUGGGGGUCUAGCUAGAGACUGCAGGCACCCUGAGGGUCGAGGGAGGGAGGGAUGGGGAUUGGACUGGCCUCUAGGAUUGAGACCCCACCUCGUAGUCCUCCCUUUCCAUUCCCACCCUACCCUAUCCAGUUCCCUAGUCCCAGGGCUGUUGGGUCCUCCCUCCUCCCCUCCCCUUUUUCCACCCCCUCCCCAAGUCACAAGUUUUCUCUUUGGGGCUUGUUGCUGCAGUCCGUGCUCCAGUACCGAGUACCUGGCUGGGCCCUGGGCACGCACAGGGGCCGUAGCCCCACUGUGUGUGGCAGCCAUGAGGAUCCUGGCUAACAAGGCAAGGUUACCCCACCCCAGGAGAAGAGAAGCUCCAGGGAGCCCGCCGCUGUCCCCACGCGGCCACUGCCCCCCUGCCCCAGCCAAGCCAAUGCACUCAGAAAAUAAGUUGACCAAUCAUGGCAAGACAGGGAAUGGCGGGGCCCAGUCUCAGCACCAGAAUGUGAACCAAGGACCCACCUGCAACCUGGGCUCCAAGGGCGUGGGGGCGGGGAACCAUGGGCCCAAGGCCAACCAGAUCUCACCUAGCAACUCAAAUCUGAAGAACCCCCAGGCAGGGGUGCCCCCUUUCAGCUCGCUCAAGGGCAAAGUGAAGAGGGAGCGGAGCGUGUCUGUAGACUCUGGAGAGCAGCGAGAGGCUGGAACCCCAUCCCUGGAUUCAGAGGCCAAAGAGGUGGCACCCCGGAGUAAGCGGCGCUGUGUGCUGGAGCGGAAGCAGCCAUACAGUGGGGACGAAUGGUGCUCAGGACCCGACAGCGAGGAGGACGACAAGCCCCUUGGGGCCACCCACAAUUGUAAUGUAGCAGACCCAGCCAUGGCGGCCCCACAGCUGGGUCCUGGCCAAGCCACUCAACUGCCCCUCAACGAGAGCAGCGCGCCGGGCCCCCCGCAUGGGCCGCCCCCAGGCCUUCGGCCCGAUGCCCCUGGGAGUGGGGCCGGAGGGGUCCCAGGAAAGCCUCCCUCACAGUUUAUGUAUGUCUUCACCACCCACCUGGCCAACACGGCCGCGGAGGCAGUGCUGCAGGGCCGGGCCGACUCCAUCCUUGCCUACCACCAGCAGAAUGUGCCGAGGGCCAAGCUGGACCAGGCCCCCAAAGUGCCGCCGCCCCCAGACCCGCUGCCCCUGGGCACACCAUCAGCAGGUACCCCACAGUCCCAGCCGCCUCCGCUGCCGCCACCUCCAGCCCCAGGCAGUGCCCCCCCGGCUCUGCCUUCUGAGGGGCCUCCUGAGGACACCAGUCAGGAUCUGACCCCCAACUCCGUGGGAGCUGCCAGCACGGGCGGCGGGACCGGGGGCACCCACCCCAACACUCCCACCGCCGCCACCGCCACCAAUCCGCUGCCUCCUGGAGGAGACCCCAGCAGUGCCCCCGGCCCUGCCCUGCUGGGGGAGGCGGCCCCCACCGGGAACGGGCAGCGCAGCCUGGUGGGCUCUGAGGGCCUGUCCAAGGAGCAGCUGGAGCAUCGGGAGCGCUCCCUGCAGACCCUGCGGGACAUCGAGCGACUGCUGCUGCGCAGUGGGGAGACUGAGCCCUUCCUCAAGGGGCCACCGGGAGGAGCAGGAGAGGGGGGGCCACCAGCACAAGCCCCUCCUGCCCCCCAGCAGCCCCCCACGGCCCCACCCGGUGGACUGAAGAAGUAUGAGGAGCCGCUCCAGUCCAUGAUCUCACAGACACAGAGCCUUGGGGGCCCCCCGCUGGAGCAUGAAGUGCCUGGGCACCCCCCGGGUGGGGACAUGGGGCAGCAGAUGAACAUGAUGAUGCAGAGGUUGGGCCAGGACAGCCUGACACCCGAGCAGGUGGCAUGGCGCAAGCUGCAGGAAGAAUACUAUGAGGAGAAGCGGCGGAAGGAGGAACAGAUCGGGCUGCAUGGGGGCCGCCCUCUGCAGGACAUGAUGAGCAUGGGGGGCAUGAUGGUGAGGGGGCCACCACCUCCCUACCACAGCAAGCCUGGGGAUCAGUGGCCCCCUGGAAUGGGUGCCCAGCUGCGGGGGCCCAUGGAUGUCCAGGAUCCCAUGCAACUGCGGGGUGGACCUCCCUUCCCCGGCCCCCGUUUCCCAGGCAACCAGAUGCAACGGGUUCCUGGGUUUGGGGGCAUGCAGGGUAUGCCCAUGGAGGUGCCCAUGAAUGCCAUGCAGAGGCCUGCGAGGCCAGGCAUGGGCUGGACUGAAGACUUGCCCCCCAUGGGUGGGCCCAGCAAUUUUGCCCAGAACACGGUGCCCUAUCCAAGUGGGCAGGGCGAAGCUGAGCGAUUCAUGACCCCUCGGGUCCGUGAGGAGCUGCUGCGGCAACAGUUGCUGGAGAAGCGGCCGAUGGGCAUGCAGCGUCCCCUGGGCAUGGCAGGCGCUGGCAUGGGGCAGGGCAUGGAGAUGGAGCGGAUGAUACAGGCGCACCGGCAGAUGGAGCCAGCUGUGUUUCCUGGGCAGAUGGCUGGUGGCGAGGGCCUGGCAGGCACUCCCAUGGGCAUGGACUUUGGUGGAGGCCGGGGCCUCCUGAGUCCCCCCAUGGGGCAGUCUGGGCUGAGGGAAGUGGACCCGCCCAUGGGGCCAGGCAACCUCAACAUGAACAUGAAUGUGAACAUGAACAUGAACAUGAACCUGAAUGUGCAGAUGACCCCGCAGCAGCAGAUGCUAAUGUCCCAGAAGAUGCGGGGCCCCGGGGAUAUGAUGGGCCCGCAGGGCCUCAGUCCCGAGGAGAUGGCCCGGGUUCGGGCCCAGAACAACAGUGGCAUGAUGGGCGGCCCGCAGAAGAUGCUUAUGACUUCGCAGUUCCCCAGCCAGGGCCAGCAGGGUUUCUCUGGGAGCCAGGGGCCCUACCAAGCCAUGCCCCAGGACAUGGGCAAUACCCAGGACAUGUUCAGCCCUGACCAGAGUUCAAUGCCCAUGGGCAAUGUGGGCACCACCCGGCUGAGCCACAUGCCUCUGCCCCCCGCCUCCAAUCCUCCUCCCGGGUCGGUGCACUCUGCCCCCAGUCGGGGGGCCCUGGGCAGACGGCCGUCAGACCUCAGCAUCAGUAUUAAUCAGAUGGGCUCACCGGGCAUGGGGCACCUGAAGUCGCCCACCCUUAGCCAGGUGCACUCGCCUUUGGUCACCUCACCCUCCGCCAACCUCAAGUCACCCCAGACUCCCUCACAGAUGGUGCCCUUGCCUUCGGCCAACCCGCCAGGACCCCUCAAGUCUCCCCAGGUCCUCAGCUCCUCCCUCAGCGUUCGUUCUCCCACGGGCUCGCCCAGCAGACUCAAGUCUCCCUCCAUGGCGGUGCCUUCUCCAGGCUGGGUCGCCUCGCCCAAGACAGCCAUGCCCAGCCCUGGGGUCCCCCAGAACAAGCAGCCGCCUCUCAGCAUGAGCUCUUCCACUGCCCUGGCCAACAUAGAGCAGGGUGCCCUUCCGCCCAGCGGCCCCCGGAGCAGCUCCUCUGCACCUCCUGCCAACCCUCCGGGUGGCCUCAUGAACCCCAGCCUGCCCUUCACGUCCUCCCCGGACCCCACGCCUUCCCAGAACCCCCUGUCACUGAUGAUGUCCCAGAUGUCCAAGUACGCCAUGCCCAGCUCCACCCCGCUGUACCACAACGCCAUCAAGACCAUCGCCACCUCAGACGACGAGCUGCUGCCUGACCGGCCCCUGCUGCCCCCGCCGCCGCCGCCAGGCUCCGGGCCAGGGAUCAGCAAUAACCAGCCCAACCAGAUGCACCUGAACUCAGCUGCUGCCCAGAGCCCCAUGGGCAUGAACCUGCCAGGCCAGCAGCCCCUUUCCCAUGAACCCCCGCCUACCAUGUUGCCCUCCCCCACCCCUCUGGGCUCCAACAUUCCACUGCACCCCAAUGCACAAGGGACAGGAGGGCCCCCUCAAAACUCAAUGAUGAUGGCUCCUGGGGGCCCAGACUCCCUGAACCCCCCCUGCGGCCCUGUGCCCGGCUCCUCCCAGAUGAUGCCCUUCCCCCCUAGGCUGCAGCAGCCCCAUGGUGCCAUGGCCCCCAGUGGGGGUGCGGGCGGGGGGCCUGGCCUGCAACAGCACUACCCUUCAGGCAUGACCCUGCCCCCAGAGGACCUGCCCAGCCAACCUCCAGGCCCCAUGCCCCCGCAGCAGCACCUGAUGGGCAAAGGCAUGGCUGGUCGCAUGGGGGACGCAUACCCCCCAGGUGUGCUGCCUGGCGUGGCCUCCGUGCUGAACGACCCUGAGCUGAGCGAGGUCAUCCGGCCCACCCCGACGGGGAUCCCUGAGUUCGACUUGUCGAGGAUCAUCCCCUCUGAGAAGCCAAGCAGCACCCUGCAGUACUUCCCCAAGACCGAGAACCAGCCCCCCAAGGCUCAGCCCCCCAAUCUGCAUCUCAUGAACCUGCAGAACAUGAUGGCGGAGCAGACCCCCUCACGGCCACCCAACCUCCCGGGCCAGCAGGGUGUCCAGCGGGGGCUCAACAUGUCCAUGUGCCACCCCGGACAGAUGUCCUUGCUGGGCAGGACAGGCGUGCCCCCACAGCAGGGCAUGGUGCCCCACGGCCUGCACCAGGGGGUCAUGUCCCCUCCACAAGGCCUCAUGACCCAGCAGAAUUUCAUGCUGAUGAAGCAGCGGGGCGUGGGGGCCGAGGUCUACAGCCAGCCCCCCCACAUGCUGUCCCCCCAGGGCUCCCUCAUGGGCCCUCCGCCCCAGCAGAGCCUCAUGGUGUCCCACCCACUGCGGCAGCGCAGCGUGUCUCUGGACAGCCAGAUGGGCUACCUCCCGGCGCCGGGCAGCAUGGCCAAUCUGCCCUUCUAGCGUUCCCUGUGGGGGCUGGAGCUGGGGCCACACCGCCAAUACGAUAACCUUAAGAAGUUUUUUCCCUCCAGUGUUGGGAUGGCCUGGGUCAAGGGUGGGGGCGGAGGGGGUGGGAGGGGGCUUGUGUGGGGUGUGGCAUUUGUGGAAACCAGAUAUGCUGGCAGCUUAGGGAGAAGUGGCAGAGUGGGGUGGGGGGUUUUGGAUUGGGGUUUGUUCCAUUUCAGCCACCAGGACUGCCCCUCCCCCACGCCUUCCAGAUCCUACAGAGCCUCCAUUUUCCCUCUCCCUGCACCCACCUUGCUCUGCUCUGCUCUGCAGUCCUUGGGGGAGAGAGGAAGGCGAGGAGAGGGUUCCCCGCCAUCCCUUUCCGCCACUGUCUCCUCUCUGCUCGUCAUGCUAGCUGCACAUUCCUGCUCUUGGUUCCUCUGCUCCCACUCACUUCCCCUUCUGUCUUUUCCAGCCUCUUUCCCCUCUCUGAUGAUGUGGCUGAACCCCUCUCCCACCCCUCCCUGCAGGCGGCUGGCCAGGUGGGCAGGUGCCAGCCACAGCUGUAAAUAGAGCGCUGCGCUUCUGUGCCGGUUUGUGUGUGUGUUGUAUUUCUGUGUUUUGAUAGAAAUCACACAAGAAAAAAGGAUAAAAGAAACCCUUCCCCCUCCCCUUCUUCAAAAUGAUUGCCCUUCCAUUCCUCUGGACCCAGGGACGCGCAGGCCAGCACCCCUUCCCCUGUUUGCAGUGCCUCUGGGUCUCCCCAAAGGACACCAUUCCGUUCCCCUCUCGAGUGAUGAGAUGACAGAGAUGCUCCACACCUGAGGCCAGGCCACCUGGGCGUCCACCCGGAGAGCCCCAGCGGGGCGGGGCCUGGGCUGCAGCCUGGCCAUUGUUAAGAGCGUGCGCAUGUGCACACGUGUGUGCCCUGCAGAUGACCUGGGCCCUGACUUCCCGGAUGUGGAUGUCUGGUGUCCCCUGCUGCUAUGUGUUAGCCAGAACUUGAGGUCUUUGGUCCCCAGCCUGAGAGGAAGGACCGGAAGAAGGGGCGGAGCCUGUAUGCCCCCCACCUCCCAGUGGAGCCUGGGGAGAGUGGCAGGGUCCUGAAGUAGCCCGGGGCCGGUCACCCCUACUCUUUUCAGGGGCUGCCACCCCCUUGUCACCACAGGAGGGAGAAGGUUUGGCCGUUUGUCCCUCCAGCCUCUACUCCCUGAGGAUGAAUCAGAGAAAGUGCAGGAGGGGAGCAGGGGGCCUUUCUUCCCCCUCCUCUGCCUGCCUGCUCACCCACUGUCCCUCUGCCGAGGGCUCAGAGCUCUGUGCCCGUCCAGGCACAGCCACUGCCUCCCCUUCAGGCCCCCCGCUCUGCCCCAGAAGAGCCCCCCACCCGCCUCUGGUCAGAACCGAAGCCAUACACGACUGGGUGUUUUGCCUUCCUUGGCCCCAGGAGUAAAACACUUCUCCUUUUCUCAUUUCCUCCUGCCUGGUGAGGUGGCAGCGCAGUUCCCGGCUGAGGCUUUCCGUGCCCGCCUCCAGGGCCAGGGCCAGGGUGUUCUUCUGCCGAGGCCCUGUCCCCAGCCUUCCUGACCUGCAGGGCCUGGUCUCGCACGGGCAGCUGUGAUACAAGGGACCUGCCCCCACUUCUCCCGGUCUGGUGCUGUCUUCAGUCCACCGCCAGCAGGCUGAGUGCCUCCUCUGGGGCUGGCCUCGGGCUCCUGCCUCCCCCAGCACCCCCAGGGCCAGGGCCUGGCCUCCGUUCUGCCAGGCGCUUUGCCCAUCCAGCCUCAGCCUGCACCCUGUGCCCAUGAGCCCCCCACCCGUGGCCCAAAGCUCCCCAAACUGACUCUGAAGUGUUUCCUGCCCAGAGGAGAGGGGUCAGGCAGUGAGGGCCCGCUCCUCCCACCUCCGCCACAGUCUCGCUUUCCAAGGUAAACUCCACAGGCCAGCCAACUUACUCCCUCCAUCCAUGGCCAUACCCCCAGCCAUUUUGUACCAUUAUAUAAAUAUAUAUAUAAAUAUAAAUAUAUAAAUACACUAUGUGAAGACAUCUUUUUGGUUUUUAUUUUGAAACAAUUUUUAGGCUUGUUCCGGGGGUCUCUGUGCUGCCUGUACUGUAUUGACCUGUUUUAUAGGUGCCUUUUUAUUAAAAAGAGAAAAUUAAAAAUCCAACCUCUCCUCUUUUUUUUCCGCUUGUCCCUGG
This is a messenger RNA of Condylura cristata (star-nosed mole), 7684 nucleotides long. RefSeq names its product B-cell CLL/lymphoma 9-like (gene BCL9L). NCBI's taxonomy places the organism in Eukaryota, Metazoa, Chordata, Mammalia, Eulipotyphla, Talpidae. Gene Ontology annotation, cellular component: beta-catenin-TCF complex. Gene Ontology annotation, biological process: canonical Wnt signaling pathway; positive regulation of transcription by RNA polymerase II; negative regulation of transforming growth factor beta receptor signaling pathway. Gene Ontology annotation, molecular function: beta-catenin binding; transcription coactivator activity. Bases 1012 to 5502 code for a protein of 1496 amino acids. The record is from RefSeq and is a predicted model, not a curated record. The transcript is spliced from 8 exons.